Phragmites australis (common reed) is the source of this 2868-nucleotide messenger RNA. RefSeq names its product formin-like protein 16. The record is from RefSeq and is a predicted model, not a curated record. Gene Ontology annotation, molecular function: actin filament binding. Gene Ontology annotation, biological process: actin nucleation; actin cytoskeleton organization. Lineage: Eukaryota; Viridiplantae; Streptophyta; Magnoliopsida; Poales; Poaceae. The transcript has 2 exons. Bases 49 to 2721 code for a protein of 890 amino acids.
CCCGCCCCCGUCAAAUUUCCAUUCCCCUACCCCCACCCCACCACGGCGAUGGCUCCGCACCCUCCCCACCACCACCACCUCCUCCUCCUCGCCGUCCUCGUCCUCUCCCCCCUCGCCGCCGCGCAGCCGCAGCCGCAGCGCAACAUCCAGACCAGCUUCCCCUCCACCCGCACGCCGGCCUUCGCCACCCCGCCGCCGCCGAAGAUCAUCUCCCCCUCCCCGCCUCCCACCACUGCGCCGCCACCCUCCCUGGGGUCCCCGCCCCCGUCGAAGUCGUCGUCCGUGAAGCGCAGCGACAUCGCCGUGGCCGUGGUGAGCACAGCGCUGAGCAGCUUCGCGGUCUCGGGGCUCGCCUUCUUCCUCUUCCUCCGGCACGGGAAGAAGGAGCUGACGCACGUGGAUGGGAACGGGUACAAUAAUGGUGCGCACGAAGGCGCCUUCACCGGGAAGCGGCCUGAGAUGUCGCCGAAGCGGCCGCAACGGGGCGGGGGAGGAGGAGGCCGCAUCGGGAUGGUGGACGAGAACGGGCUGGACGCGAUAUACUGGCGGGAGUUCGAGAAAGACGGCGGCGGCGGCGGCAGGGGGAGGAAGCCCGCGGGGAGGUGGCCGGAGCCCCAGCAGUCGUCGCCGCCGUCUCCACCGCGGCGGUCGAGGAGGAACAAGAUAGAUCAGGAGCCGCUAAUACCGAGGUUCUCCCUGGACUCCGCGUCCGCCGUUUUCGACGAGUCGCUGCACGGGCCCAGCACCGGCUCUAGCUCGUCCUUCUCCGUGGCCGCCGCCGAGGCGUACGCGCGUCCACCGCCGGCGGCGGUCGCCGUUAGCUCCGUGCCCCGCCCGUCUCCGCCGCCAGCCCCUGCCAAUCCAUCAAGCGCAUCGCCGGCGCUGCCGCCGCCUCCGGGAAGAGCAAGCCCGCCACCUGCUCCAUCCGUCACCGCCGCCUCAUCCGCGCCGCCUCCAUCACAACCACCGCCAAAACCAGCAGCCGCGUCGCCACCCCCGCCGUCACCACCCAAGGGUCCACCUGCGUCGCCACCGCCCAGGGGAGGCCCGCCUCCACCACCGCCACCCAAAGGCCCGUCCCCACCGCCGCCGCCACCGCCAGGAGGAAAGAAAGGAGGACCGCCUCCGCCACCUCCAAGAGGCGCAGGGGCGUCCUCCUCGAGGCCGCCGACGGCGCCGGGCAUGCCAUCAGGGGCUGGAGAGCAGCAGGCGAAGCUGAAGCCGCUGCACUGGGACAAGGUCAAUGUGCAGGCCACCGACCAUUCCAUGGUGUGGGACAAUAUCACCGGCGGCUCAUUCAACUUGGAUGAAGGCAUCAUCGAGGCCCUGUUCGGCACGGCGGCUGCAAACCGCAAGCCGAAAUCUGCAGAUUCCAAGGACUCCGGUGAAUCCUCGUCCGGCCUUGGGGGCUCAAACACGCCGGAGCAAAUAUUCCUGCUCGAGCCGCGCAAGUCGCACAACAUUUCGAUCAUCCUACGGUCCCUCACCGUGGGCCGGGAUGAGAUCAUCGACGCCCUCCGUGACGGCAACACGGAGCUCAGCACGGAGGUCCUCGAGAAGCUGUCUCGGCUCAGCAUCUCCAAGGAAGAAGAAUCCACCAUCCUGAAGUUCUCUGGGAAUCCCGACAGGCUCGCCCCAGCAGAGGCUUUCCUCCUCCGCCUCCUCCUCGACGUUCCCAACCCGUUUGCACGCGUCAACGCGAUGCUUUUCAAGGUGAACUACGGUGCCGAGGUUGCGCAGCUCAAGCAGUCGCUCCGGACCUUGGAAACUGCAAGCCAGGAGUUGAGGACAAAGGGGCUGUUCUUUAAGCUUCUCGAAGCCGUGCUCAAGGCAGGAAACAGGAUGAAUGCCGGAACAGCACGGGGCAAUGCACAGGCCUUCAACCUUACGGCCCUUCGCAAGCUCUCCGACGUGAAGAGCACUGAUGGGAGCACCACGUUGCUACACUUUGUCAUUGAGGAGGUUGUUCGUUCAGAGGGAAAGCGCCUUGCCAUCAACCGCAACUACAGCCUCCGCCGCUCUGGCAGCCUCGUGAAGUCUGGCCACGAGGGUGGCAGUUCAGCGGCAAGUCAAGGGCCAUCACGGGAGGAGAGGCGGAAUGAAUAUUUGAACCUGGGACUGCCAAUUGUUGGAGGUCUCAGCACAGAGUUUGCAAAUGUGAAGAGGGCAGCAAUGGUGGACUACGACGCUGUUGUCAGUGAACGUGCGAUUCUAGGCAACCGACUCACCGACAUCAAGAGGCUCUUGGAGACCUGCAGUGAUGAUGGAUUUGCGAGAGGGCUCGGAGGAUUUGUGAAGGCUGCAGAACAGGAGCUUAAGGCACUAAGAGGAGAGCAGGAGAGAGUACUUGAGCUGGUCCAGCGAACAACAGAGUACUACCAUGCCGGUGCCACCAAGGACAAGAACGCUCAUCCCCUUCAGCUGUUCAUCGUAGUGAGGGACUUCCUGGGGAUGGUUGAUCAGGCAUGUGUGGACAUCAAGAGGAAAUUGCAGCAGAAGAAACCACCACCGUCGUCAUCACAGCCAACUACAGCUGCUGCCCCCGUGGUGGCGUCGGCGGUGGCGGCAAAGGAAGCAACCGAUGGUCAAGCAGCACCGGCUCAGAAACCACUGGAAGAGGUAGAUAGCAAAAGGAAGAGGGUCAUGCCAAGAUUUCCAAAUCUGCCGGUGCACUUUAUGAAGGAUAGUGCAGAGUCUGAUUCAAGUAGUGAUGAGGAAUAGAAUGAAUGGGAUGGUGUAAAUGAUGAUUGUUUGCGUUGUUUUGAAUUUGUUGUUGUGGAGGAAUAGGUUAGCCGCAGACUGUACAUAAUGCAACAUUUGCAUUGGUUCUUUUAUCCAUUUAUUUAUACAAGAUCCAUAUCGAGAGCA